UCUACGACUUCACUUCACAAAGCUUCUUCCUUUAUCCCUAUCCAAACAGAUGGACCGCUUCUCUCUUCUCUUCCUCCUCCUCUCCACCUUCGUUGCUUCCGCCGUCGCUACCUAUGUUGUCUCCGCCGUCGUAUACGACUUUAAUAGCGACGAAGAUCCCCUCAUCCGUCAAGUAGUUCCCGAUGGUGGCGUUGAGCAAGAGACAGAUAACCACCUCUUGAACGCCGAGCACCACUUCACGCUGUUCAAGUCCAAGUACGGGAAAACCUACGCCACCCAGGAGGAACACGAUUACCGAAUGGGAGUCUUCAAGGCUAAUCUGCUACGGGCCAAGCGUAAUGCGCUCCUGGACCCCAGUGCCGUCCACGGCGUCACUAAGUUCUCUGAUUUGACUCCAUCGGAGUUCCGCCAACAGUUCCUUGGCUUGAAACCGCUCAAGCUCCCAGCCGAUGCUCAAAAGGCUCCCAUCCUUCCGACUGACAACCUACCGGAGGACUUUGACUGGCGCGACCACGGCGCCGUCACCGGCGUUAAAGACCAGGGCUCGUGUGGAUCGUGCUGGUCGUUUAGCGCGGUAGGUGCUUUGGAGGGAGCCAAUUAUUUGUCGACAGGGGAGCUUGUAAGCUUGAGUGAGCAGCAGCUUGUUGACUGUGAUCACGAGUGUGAUCCAGAGCAAUAUGGGGCGUGUGACUCGGGGUGUAAUGGUGGGCUGAUGACCUCGGCCUUUGAGUACACUCUUAAGGCUGGUGGACUUGAGAGAGAGGAGGAUUAUCCUUACACCGGGAACGACCGUGGUCCCUGCAAAUUUGACAAGACCAAAAUUGCCGCUUCUGUUUCCAACUUCAGUGUCGUUUCCGUCGACGAGGAUCAAAUCGCUGCCAAUUUGGUGAAGCACGGUCCACUUGCAGUGGGUAUCAAUGCAGCUUUCAUGCAGACAUACAUGGGAGGAGUUUCUUGCCCGUACAUUUGUUUCAGAAGUUUGGAUCACGGAGUUCUUCUGGUAGGGUAUGGAGCUGAAGGUUAUGCACCGAUCCGGUUCAAGAACAAGCCGUAUUGGAUCAUAAAGAAUUCAUGGGGAGCAAACUGGGGAGAGGACGGGUAUUACAGGAUCUGCAGAGGUCGCAAUGUUUGUGGAGUGGACUCCAUGGUCUCAACUGUGGCCGCCUUGCAUACAAAGUCACAGUAGUGCAUUUGCCUUGUAAAUGAAUGAAGUCACGGUAAUAUCAGUAUGCC
This is a messenger RNA of Hibiscus syriacus, 1233 nucleotides long. Its product is annotated as cysteine protease RD19A-like. Gene Ontology annotation, cellular component: lysosome. Gene Ontology annotation, molecular function: cysteine-type endopeptidase activity. The transcript has 4 exons. The record is from RefSeq and is a predicted model, not a curated record. The coding region runs from base 50 to 1186 and encodes 378 amino acids. Lineage: Eukaryota; Viridiplantae; Streptophyta; Magnoliopsida; Malvales; Malvaceae.